Messenger RNA from Staurois parvus, 381 nucleotides. The record is from the annotation of a GenBank genome assembly. NCBI's taxonomy places the organism in Eukaryota, Metazoa, Chordata, Amphibia, Anura, Ranidae.
UCCAUCCCAUUUUCCCCAUCACAGUUCUUCAAUGUCUGUCCGGGCAAUAUACAGGAACCGUUCAAUCUUGAAAAUCCUGCUUUUACUUCUACUCCAAUUUGUGGCCAGAAGUAUCUAACAACUCCUCUGAGGAAACAGAUGACCUCUGUAGAGGACAAAGAAAAUAUUGGAUUUCGAACACCAACUAUAAGGAGGUCUUUGAGUACAACUCCCAGAACACCAACACCUUUUAAAAAUGCUCUAGCUGCCCAGGAGAAAAAAUAUGGUCCAUUAAAAGUUACAUCACAGCCUUUUGCUUAUCUCGAAGAAGAUAUUCGAGAGGUCCUCAAGCAAGAGACUGGAACAGAUAUCUUCAUUAAAGAUGAAGACGAUCCAAAUUAU